AUGAAAAGCAAUGAGUUUGAAAUCCUUGAAGAGAUUUCUAUUUUUCAAAACUAUGAAAUAAUUGCUCUUUUAUAUUUAACAAUUCCUAACGAUAAAACUUUAAAUGUAUAUUUUCAACUUAUCGAUGACACUUCUACCGAAUUUUACUAUAACUCGAAUUUGUUUGAUAACAAAUUUUCUAUCAAGGCAGAGUAUGCAAAGAUUAUUAGUUAUUCGAAAACCAAUAAAAUUGAAUAUAUAAUGUAUUAUCCGGAUGGAUUAUUUUAUCGGUACUACAUUGAAAAGAGAUUUUAUCAUAAAUCUGGAACAUAUAUUAAAUAUUCUAUUUCAACAAAUACAUAUAUUUUUGUUGAUUCUAAAAGUACGCAUACUCUUGAGAUGUUAAUGGUUUUUUAA
Messenger RNA from Dentiscutata erythropus, 396 nucleotides. The record is from the annotation of a GenBank genome assembly. Lineage: Eukaryota; Fungi; Glomeromycota; Glomeromycetes; Diversisporales; Gigasporaceae.